This is a messenger RNA of Lentinula edodes (shiitake mushroom), 1004 nucleotides long. RefSeq lists its product as uncharacterized. The record is from RefSeq and is a predicted model, not a curated record. Bases 304 to 933 code for a protein of 209 amino acids. Lineage: Eukaryota; Fungi; Basidiomycota; Agaricomycetes; Agaricales; Omphalotaceae. The transcript has 7 exons.
ACCCUAACCCUGAUAAACACAUAAAUUCGGUUUUCGCAUGUUUUCGGGUUCUUAUAAUCAGAGCGACGACGACGGUUGAACAUUUUCCUUUCAUUUUUCUACCAGUCUCUCUCCAACAUGUUGGCAAAGCUCUGGCAGAGAGACGAAAUCCUCUCCUUGAGUUCGGAAAACUUGGGUUAAUGGGUUUUUCGAAAUUAGGUGGAAGGAACAGUCAAAGAAAACUCGUUGUAACUCGUAUUCAUUCUUGUACACUUGUUGUAUCAUCGAAAUUUAGGGCUGACAGACUCGUAUGCGUGUUGUUAGAUGGCCUCGAAUUUCAAGAUGUCUCUUGCUUCGCAACCACUACCGUCAAUGACGAUUCAGUUUGAUGAAAAUACCACAAACUUAAAAGAUCUUCUCUUCGUUGCUCAGACUGUUCUUGAGCAAGCCGUCGACUUACUCGACAACGAUCUAAAAGAAGACGAACAAUUGACAGUGCCUUCCAAGUUUCUGCCUGGAUCAACAAUUGGCAAACAUUUGCGACAUGCUCGAGACCAUUUUGAGCUGCUGCUGAUUUGUAUCACCUCACCGCCACCUUAUGUUCUGAAUUACGAUAGUCGAAGCCGCAACACUCCAAUGGAAACCAGCCGAAAAGCUGCUCGAACAGCUUUACUGGAUACUAUUCGACGUUUACAAACCAUCGUCCCCACCUCUAACUGGAACGAAUCCAUUACUUUGAAUGCUGUCACUCCUUUUCCUCAGACUUUUCAAACAACAUUUGCACGGGAAUUAUGGUUUGCAGGUCUUCAUUGUGUUCAUCACUGGUCAAUGGUCCGGGUAAUCGCUGGCGAAAUGAACAUAAAUGUCGGAGACGAUUGCUUCGGAUUUGCCCCGUCAACUCUGGUCGCCUCUGGUCGCGAGCAUUCAUUAGGCAAGGCAAUAGCCAAGAUAUGACUUUGAACACAACUUCAUGUCGGGACCCAGGAGGAUUGAGUGGGUAAAUCUAGUAUUAGUACUAUAAGGCU